AUGAACGGCAAGUAUUUAUCAAAGAAAUAUAUAACAAAUUAGUAACUUCAUAAAAGUAAAAUUAAAACUAUUAAACUUUACUGUUUCUAGGUUAUUUAUCUUUGAGUAUUAUUUUUUGUUUAUUCUUAACUGCGUUGGCUGCUAAACCCUUAACUAAGAGAAAUUCUACUGAAAAUGUUCGAUUGCCACCAACAGUAUCUAAUAACAAUAUACCAGACAUAGAUGUUUUUAAUUGGAAACUAUGCAAAGUAUAAAAAUUACAGUAGAAUGUCUAAUGUUUAAAAUUAAUUAAUUUAAUAUAAUAUAGGCUUUGAAUGAUAUCGAGGAAAAUAAUGCAGUUAUAUCUACUGUAAGUGUUAAGCUGGUGUUAUUGGUUCUUUAUGAAGGAGCAUUAGGGAAUACAGCAAAACAGAUUGAAAAUGUUGUCGAUUUCCCUGCAGGUUCUAAAUCAAUUAUCAGAGACCGAUAUUUACAAAAAUUGCAAUCAUUACAAGUAAAUAUUUUAUAUUGAAUACUUAUUAAAUUUAACUGAUCAAUACUUUGCUCAACUAAAUAAAUGUUAAACAAAUUUAAUAUUAUUGUGCUUUAGCUAAUUUAUGUAAAAAUUAAGAUAUCACAUUUAUAUUAUUACAAGACUAAUCAUUAUGUUCAUUCUUUUGUGUUCACUAUAUAGAUUUUAUAAAUAUGGUCUAAGGAAUAUUUUAUAUACCUGUUAUUCGUUGAGGCUUUUAUUGCCACAUAUACAUUUUCGGUGAUCUUUUUUGUGUACAAAUAUAUUAAAGAACAAGAAUUUAUUGUUUGAAAAAUACGAAUGGGUGGCCUUUGAUAUAUUUUAUGGAAUUUUGUUGCUUUCAUUACCAAGAGAAAAUUAAACUGUAAACCUAACAAUAAAAUUUUUAUUCGGCAUACUCAAUUAAAUUUAAUAAAAACUUACAAAACUAAAAUACUAAGAAAUAAAAAUGUUUGUUAUUGUUGUGUAAGGUUAUCUAAGUUCAAUGAUGUUCUAGAAUUGUGGAGGGGCGGACAUGGCAUUGAAUAUUGGGUGCGGCUUUUUUCAUGAGUAUUAAUCUUUUCUCAUGUUCUGAAUUAUGAAAAAUUUGUCUGAAAGAGACCAUGCCACGAAUUAAGAUAAUAUAAUUAGUAGGUUUUGAAUUUUAAUUCAUGCUAUUAAACAGAGAACCCCUGACCUGAUAUUAUAAUAUGAUUAUUGAUUUUCUUGUUUGACAACCCGGAAGUAACUCACCCAACGUUCAAAUUGAUUAGUAUAAUUGAUCAAUAAAAGUAGGACGUGAGAGAUCUUUGAUUCAAUUUCUAUGUUUGAGUUAUUUUUUUAACAUUGAUAAAUUGGUCAACUAUGUAAAUCGAGAGGUUGUUUACGAGAUCUAAUAGAUAUGUUAUUUACAAUGACAUCUUUUGUAGGGACGAAUCACAAUAUCUCUAUAUGCUGACAUUUUAAUAUAGUGUUUAAAAUAAAACCCAUUUCCUAUAGGACUUAGGUACCUACUUGACAUGAAUGUGAAUAUAAUAUGCUUUAUACUUAAAUAAUAAAAUUAGUGGCAUACACUUAUGUGUUUAGAUGUUAUUAAACAAUAUUUAAGCUCAGUUAUUUUAGAUACAGUUUUUAAAAUUAGUUUCCCAAUUACAAUAUAUUAUCCAUUUAUAAAUAUGUUUCAUCAAAAAUAAAUGAAUCCCCUAAACUAUAAUGACGGAUUUGCAUACAAUUAUUCCUAUAUUUUGUUUGCCUAUUGAAUAUUAUAUCAAAAUUGAAAUGGACAUCUAGUUAAAAUUUAAAAGCAAUGUUAACUAGGUGCUUAACAGGUAUUGAUUAAUCAACUUUGCCUAUUGAUUUAAAAUAAUUUUGGCUCUACAUGUUGAUUUAUUGUUGGUAGGUACCAAAUUAUAUUUAAUUAUUUUAAGUAUUUACAUUUUUAACUAGAGUCAUAAACAUAAUUACGAAUUGGAUAUUGGCACAAAAUUAUUUAUGGAUAAACAAUUAGUCCCAGAAAAUGAAUUUCUAAAAACUAUUAAUCAAUGGUAUAACGCAAGUUAUGAGGAAGUUGACUUUAAUAAGCCAAUAGAUGCUGUGAAUGUAAUAAAUCAAUGGGCAGAAAAUAUUACUCAUGGGCGUAUUCAACAUUUAAUAACUGAAGGUUAGUAACAAUAUUUAUGACAUAUAAGAUUAAUUUAAUGUUGGAAAUUUACUUUUUGGGCAUAAUGAAAUAAUAUAAUAUUGUCUAAUAAUUUUAAAAUAUUGUUUUCAAUAAAUUAUCACUUCAUUAUAAUAAAAUAAAUUGGUUUGUUGUUUUCAAUCUUAAAAGUAGAAACAUCAUUAAUAUAUAUUGUGGUAUAUUUACAACUGGCAUAUAAUAUAUAAAUCCCCGCCAUUGAACACUUAAAUUUUUUUAAAUAUGAUUUCUGCCGUAUCUACCGUUACCAGUACUAUUAGCACUACCUGUUUUGUAAAUUGUAUGUAUUUAUAGUAUUAAAAAAUACAGAUCGAUUUGUUUAUGCCAAGUUCACAAAAACAUCACCACUCACUGGUUUUUCCGUUCAUGUGUGGACCCGGAAUCUGGCUAAUUAUCGGAAUACAGUCUGUAAAUAUAAUGACUAUAGACAUGUACUCCAGUUGAAGGUCUCAUAUUAUUGAUUAAUAUUUCUAUUGAAGGUACAAUACUUUGAUGUUUAUUUCCAUUAUUUGUUUGCAGAAAAUGAGUGGGGAAACAGUUAUUUUUCUCCACGGGAUGAAAUGUUUUCCAAUGUACCUUUAUUCCCACCCGUGAUAAUCUUUUAAAAUAUUAAAUAUGCUAUAGGCACUGGCGGUUAUAAAUUAACUUUAAAUAUCAAGUACACCUACUUAUACGUCUUAUAGAUAGAUAACUCAGGGGCGUUAUUUCAGUUUUUCAAUAGAGAUGCAAACAUUUGGAUCAGAUCGAUAUCACUCCUACAGACCAUGUAUACAUGGUAUACAUACUUGUACAUGUAUAUUUAUCCUGUUUACUUUGCGGAACUCAAAAAUAUUUCUCUUAAAACAAAAUUAAGAAAUUAAAAUUCUGUACCUAUACUUCUAUUUUUUGUAAAUUUGUUGACAUUACAACUAUAACAUUAUAACAGCUAUGUUAACAAUUAAUCGCCUAUCAUGUCUCACUUUCACAACUCGGGUCUUAGACAAUUGGACACCAAUUUUUGUCAAUAACAUAAUUAUUAUAGGUACUCGUCAUCUACAUACUAUAUAAGUAUAAAACCCGUGGUCCGUCCAAUAUGUCUGUAAUGCUUUGCGCUAUGGGGGGAAAAUCUCGGUUCAAAAUAUUAUGCUUGUUUUCAAUUGAAUUUAUGACGAUUCUAUCUAUUUUCUAUAAUUUCGAGCCGGUGAAAAUCGCUUAUUCGGCGCUGAUUGGAUUACUACAAAUCAAAUAAAUAAUAUUACGGUGUAGCUGAAUUAGUUUCCGUUUUUGAAAAAAAGGUAUUUUAGCCAUAGACGGAGAUUGGAAUCAUCCAAAGCACCUCUUAAUUGUGAAAAAAUGAAUAAAUAAUUAUUUUAGUCCCCCUCUCUCUCUCUUAAAAUGACCUUUUAUCAUAUAGUUUAUUACGUUUUUAUGUGUUGUAACAAACUGGUAUGCAGGUAUUAUCAUAUACAAGUGAUGAUUCAAUUAUACAAUGUUAUUUUUACUUUUGACAUAUAACCACUGUUAUAAAAAUUGUUUUUAAAAUAUCUUAAAUAUUUUUCAUAAUAAUUGGGAAUAAUCAAAAAAGACGAAAAACACGAUUAUUAUUAUUUCAAAUUUGUAUAGCUAAUGUCUACUACUAAAAAUAUUGCUUCAAUAGAAAAACAACAAGAGAUAUUUUUUGUUCAAUUUUUAAUCUAGUUGGUGAUGAAGAAAGUCGUUUUUUAUUUUCUUUGUAGUUUUUUUAACAAUUGAGCAAUAUUUUUGAAUUUUUUUUAAAUAUUUAAAUGUAGUGAUUUUUAUACGUAAUUUUUUUUGGCAAGUACUUUAUAGAUCAAAUUGUUAGACUAAAUAGAAGUACUUUAAAAUUUAAUAGAAUGUUCAUUAUAAGUCGUACUUAGUGGUAAAAAAUUAUUGAGUGUACGUACCUAAUGUAAUAUUUUUUUAAUUUAAUUUUUUUUUUUUAUCAAAUUUUGACGAAAAUUGUAACCAUUAUGAACUUUCAAUAUAUAUACCUUUACUUUACUUCAUUAUUUCUUGUUAUCAAUAGUUUAUCUUUGGUUACAGGUAUAAAUUAAAUACAUAACUUAAUGUAUUUCAUGCAUUGAUUUUACUAUGAUGUGUUUUUUUUUAUAUCUGUUAAAAACUUUUCUACAAGAAUUCUUGCUUGGAUUUUGAAGUGACACAUUUUAUUUAUAAAACCUAACUUUAUCUAAAUAAUAUAUUCUGAAGUACCGAAAAGUGUAGGAAAACUUGAAAAUGUUGGCAAUAAUGAAUAUAAAACUGCCUAAUGGGUGAAAAAAUUACAAAAAAAAAAUUCGUUACUUAAUACAUAAAUUGUGGGGUUUAAGUUAAAAAUAAUGUUGAAACUUAAACAACACUUAAAGAGAAGAAUAUUCUCGAGGAGGAUGUACAUAUUUUUUUGGUCAUAAAAAAAAAAUUAUAGCUUUAUUUUUUUUAAUUUUUUUUUUUUAAAUAGUUAUAACUUUUUUUUGAAAAAAGAUACUUAACAACCCUUAGAAAUAUUAUUUUCUGUACAUUUACUUACUUGAUGUUAAAAUCUAAAUUCAACCCGAAUGCCACAAUUUGUGUUCUAAGUAAUAUUACUUUGCUAUGUUGCACGUUAAUUAGACAGAGUCACACAUGCAUGUAUUACAUCCUCUAAAGAUCAAAUUAUGACGGAAAUCUUAAAAAUUUAAAUACAAAACGAUUAAAAAAAAACUAAUAUAUUACACAGUUUUUUUGAACAAUAAAUACCUACAAUUUAUUACAAACAUCGUGUUAAGUUUUAAAACACAGUAUUAUACAAAACCAAAAAAAUAAACAAUUUUAAUUACCUGUAAAUGAUAGCUUAUAAAUUGUUAGAAUGUUUUUGGCAAUUUUAUCACGUUUAUAAAGGAUUAAAGUGUUUCAAGUCUUAUAAUUAUUUUUCUCGAAAUUACAAAAAUACUUGUCCUAGAAUAAUGGGGACCGGUGCAGUCACUGUUACAGGUGAAAAGUUAGGAAGAUAGUAGAGGGGAAAUCUGUAAUCAACAAUUCUAUAAUACACCAUUAUUUUUAAUGAAAAAAAAGAUUCUGAGCGAAAUUUGGUUAAUAAUGUUGCUUUGACAAAACAAUAAAUAUGUCAUAUGGUGGUUAAAUAAUUGCAUAUGCAUUAUAUAUAUUUAUUUAAUAUUGUAUCUAUUUUCCUGUUUUUCCUACAUUAUUCCUAGUUAUUGGAAAAUCAAAAAAUAACCUCCUUAAGGUACUUCUCUAGUCAGAUUUUCUUUUAGAAAAGGUGCUAUCAUUGUAAAUUGGAGCAAAAUUGCUGGUAGAAAAGAUGUUAAAAGAAAAAAAAAAAUAAAUAAACAUUGUAAAAUCAAUACAUUCCUCGCUUCAGUCUAAUGAAUCUAAAAAUAUAAAUAAAUUCUAAAACAACGGAGAAAACAUUAUUACUUACAUUUUCCUGUUUUUUUUUUAAUCUUUUGUCGAUUCUUCUCUCUAAUGCACAAAUUAAAUUUUCUUUCUGAAAAACUGAUACACUUGAUAAUCGGAGCAAGAUUCACAGUAGAAAAGUGGUUUGAUGACAGAAGAAAAGAAGAAAUAUAUAGGUAGAUGGAGUAUUUGUUUUAAUACAUUUUCGUGCGCAAAUUUUUAAUUUCCAUUUAACCCGUUAAUGAGUUAUUCCACUUUUAUGUUUGCUGUUUUAUUUGUAGGUGAAAAUGGGAGAGUUGUAGUGCACUAUUUAAACACUGCACACCGUGUUGCUACACAAAUAAUAAUUAUGUUACAUUUGCAUACCCCAACACUACAUAUUAUAACAUAAAUAGUAUAAUGAUUAUUGUUGUUUGUUUAUAAUUAUCAAUUUUAUAUUUUAAUGUCUAUUUUAGCUGAAACUAAAGAAAAUACAGUUCUUCUUUUAUUGAAUGCUGUAUAUUUUAAAGGCUAUUGGGCAAAUCCAUUUAAUGCAAAUCUUACUAAAAAAGGAUCAUUUAAUCUAAAUUCAAAAACUGUUGUUGAAGUUCCAUUAAUGACUAUUUUUGACAGUUUUCAAUUAUCUACUAUAGAAUCACUUAAUGCUCGAAUAAUUAGCUUACCAUAUGAGGUAAAAUAAAAGUAUAUAAUUAUUGUUUUAUAUUUAUUGUAUGUGUAUCUAGUUGUCAUUAUUAGAGUGUGUUGAUUUUAAUCUAAUUAUCUAACUGAUAUUAUAGGGGAACAAAUUUGUUAUGUAUAUUAUAUUGCCAGAUUCUAAGGAUGGCUUAAAUGAUUUGAUCAAUAAAAUAAAACCAUCAUUGUUGGGUGAGUCAAUAAAAAAUAUGAAGACACUUUCAACAAGAGUUGUACUACCGAAAUUUAGUUUUGAAUAUACAUCAAUUCUUGGACCAAUAUUACAAAAGGUUGUUAUUUUUUAUUAAUACAUUUGUUUACAUAUAAUUUUCAAUAUAGCUGCUUUCCCCCUUAAUAAUUGCUGUAAUACUUUCGCCUUAUACCUCUAUAAAUCCUAAACUUCUGGACAUCUUUAUUAUUCUUAAAAAUUAGUACUAUUUAGUUAAACAAAUGUUUAUUCCUAUUAUCUCGCUAUUUUUACUCACUCAUUGUCUAUUUAAAAAGCAUUAGAGUAACUAUUAAAUUUUAUUUUUUCUCAAUACUUUCCAAAACUUCACAGAUAUUUUGUCUGGUCCUAUUGUUUUCUUGUACUUCAUUUUACACUUUAUCACAUUUCCUACUUCAUCCUCAUUUAUUUUAUUUACCAAUUGAUUUUUCUUCGCCUACUGUUUCUUGGCAAUUACCAGAAAGAAUCUUAUAAAUAAUAAUAAAUCAAUUAACCAAAGUUAAACUCUGUUUUUUCUUUACCUUUGAUAGUAGUAUCUAUGUAAUCUAAAUUAAAACUGUAAUUUUGAACUAAUUGAUUUUUCACCAAUAGUUAGGAAUGACUGAUAUGUUUGGAACAAAAGCAAAUUUAACAAACAUAGGAAAAGGUCCAUAUGGUAGUCUCAAGGUAUCAAAUGUACUUCAAAAAGCUGGAAUUGAAGUAAAUGAGCAAGGAAGUAUUGCACAUGCUGUGACGGGUUCGUUUUAAUUACAUUUUAUUUUCAAGUGGCUAACACAGAAUUAAAAUAAGAUAAUAUACCAUUUAUUUUUAAUAAUUAUUAUUUGUUAAAUCUUUAUUAGUUAUUCAUUUGAAAUAACUUAUCUCAUAAUUUUCAUGAAAGAGAUGUAAACCCCCACUAUCCUUCAUUGUUAUUUUACAAUACAAGAAUUAAACCUAUCAUAUUUUUAUGUUAAUUAAUUAAUUUUGUUAAUUCAAUUGUAGAAGUUGAUCUAGAUCAUCGAUUUGGCACAUCAGUUGAAGCUGUUUUUGAAGUCAAUAGACCAUUUUUAUUUGUGAUUGAAGAUAUUUCCAUGCAUACCAUAAUAUUUGUCGGAAAAGUAACAAAUCCACUUUCACGAGGCUCAACAGUAGUUUCUAUACCAUUGAUUAAUACUUCAAAUUCAACCACAAUAAAACGUAAUUGUACAAUAUUUAAUAUUCUUACAGAAUCACUAGAAUAGUCAGUGGUUUAUUGAAAAUAAAUUAUGACAAAAUGAGAAAGAAGAUUAAAAUAGAAUGAUAAUCUCCGUUAUUGAAAUAAUAAUCGUAUUAUGCAUUUAUAAAACAGACUGUAACCUGUUGAAUGAUGAUAAUAUAAUAAUAUUUAUUAAUAAAUAUUUUAAACUGAGGGGAAUAGAGGUUCGAUUUUAGAAUAUUCUUGGUCACAAGGUACAACAAUUAGGUCUUUGAUGUAUAACUUCUAUUAAAUAAACAAAAUCUAAAAACUGCUAGAUCUCUAUUUUUUAAUGUAUUUAUAUUUUAUUAUUUUAGCUGUUGUGGAAAAUAAUGAUGUAAGAAUUAAUCUGGUUCAAGAUACAUUUCCAUCGUCAUUUUCCUAUUUUGAUUAUGAUUUAUUUCAAGUAAAUAUUUACUAAUAUUAAUUUUAUUUAAGUGUUUUUAAUGAAAAUUUAAAAUAAAUAUUCUCAAUAUGUACAUUAUUAUGAAUAAUAUGUAUUUAUGUUUUUUUUACAUAGGAACUUAGUGCUGUUCAUCUAGAUACAAAUUUUGUGGUUUCACCAGCUAGUGUAAAAAGCAUUUUAUCAUUAUUAUUGGAAGGUGCCCGUGAAGAAACUUUAAAACAAUUAAAACGUUUAUUGCGUUUACCAAAUGAUCAAUCUGAAUUACAUAAUUUAUUACGUUCAAAUCAACUUUCAAUGAAGAGCAACAUAGUUGAAUUAGUAGUGGUUAAUAAUGUUUUUGUUAAGAAUAAGAACAGUUUAUCUAUUAAUUUCAAGGAUAUUGCAAUUGAUUUGUAUUCUGCAAAAAUAUCUGAAAUUGAUUUUGCAAAUAUUGAUGCAUCAGUAAAAAUGAUCAAUGAACAGGUUUCCUCUGAUACAAAAGGACUAAUUAACAAUAUAAUUUCUAAAGGUGCAUAAGAAUUAAGUUAAAGUAUUAAAAAUUAAGUUUUGUUCACUUAUUUUAAUAGUUAUCUAUGUAAAAAAAAAAAAAAAAAAUACUUUUUACUUGUUAAUUAAAUACAAUAUAUUUAAUAUAUUAAUAUAAUUAAUAAAGCACUAUUUGAGAAUUGUAUAUAGUACACAUAUAAUAAAUUAAAAGAAUGUUACAGAUGAUUUCGAUGGAAAUACUGAACUUUUAUUGGCAAAUGUGCUUUAUUUCAAUGGUGAUUGGUUAGUGGAAUUCAAUAUAAGUAAUACUAAAAAUGCAUGUUUUUACUCAAAACCUAAUACAUGUACAGAAGUCAAUAUGAUGAAUUUACGGGACAAAAUAAAAUAUGGGUAUAUAUCAGAUAUGAAUUCUCAUGCCAUUGAACUACCUUACAAGGUAAUUUAUUUAUUAAUAAGAAACAGGCUUGUGCCCAACAAAUAAAAAAAAAAAUUGAAGAUUUAUAAAUAAUAAGCAAGGCCUAUAAUUAUGUAUAAAGGAGUAAAAAUAAUAAUUUUCACGGUGAAAAACAAAGAAAUUGAAAAACUUAUUUUUCCAAUAAUUCUAUUGUUGGAGAUACCAUUUGUUUCAUUAGGAGGGUGGAAAAAGAUUUCUGGUAGUAAAGUUGUUAUAAACUCAAAAAACAAGUAUAAAACUGAUCAGUAAUCAAUAAUAUUCGGAAAAUAAAAAUAAAAUACUUAUAUACAUACACCUAAAAUAUAUUUUAUUAUAUACAUUCUAAUUCUACAUUUAUUUUACAGGAUACUAAUAUGUCUAUGAUUGUAUUAUUACCUGAUGAACAAAUUCCAUUUACACAUUUUUUAAAAGACUUAAAACACAAUUCUUUACCUACAAUAAUAAAUUCAUUGCAACCAAGAAAUGUGGAUUUGCAAUUGCCACGAUUUACUAUGAGCUAUUCUACAAAAUUGUCAACUGUCCUUAAAAAGGUAAAAAUAAUACUUUUAAUAAAUAACAAGUUGUGUUAAUUAUUGUAUAAUGAUAUACAGUAUUGUAUUUCCAUCAUGUGUGGCAUAACCUACAAAACAGUAAUUAUUCUUUGUGACAAAUUUUAAAUAAUCCUUAAAUUAAGUAGGUGCUCACCUUAUAAAACAACGGAUGUUUUCAUACCGGUGUUUAAAAAUAAUUGUAGUUUAACACUAGUUGUAAAUAUGUUUUGUAUGAAAUCUGUAAAUAUAUUUAAAGUUAAUUAUAUUUAGAUGGGAUUAACAACAAUAUUUGAUGAGAACGCAAAUCUAUCAUCAAUAUUUAAUCCUAUUAAAAAAGUGCACGUUAAGGACGUCACACAUAAAGUUAUAAUCGAAGUUGAUGAAAAGGGCUCUAAAGCUGGUGCAGUUACAGGUAUUUUAACAAUUAGUUUCUAUUAAUACAUUUUUACUUAUUUAUUUUUAUUUCAUUUUAAUUUCAUAUAAUGAAUAUUGGGUCCUACUGAGAACACUGGUGUGGAGGCUCAAUAGUUUUUACAGUGUUAUAAAUUAAAUAUAUAUGGUUACAAUUAAAUACAAGCUAAGACAUAGAUCAUGAAAAAAUAGGUGGAAUAUGUAUUAGAAUUAAUGCAUAUUUGAUAAAGGCCAUUACUAUAAUAAUGACCUUAAUAUCAUGUAUUUGUGACAUACAUCUGUAGGAGGACUGGAAAACUAAUAUUACUUAUGAGAUGACUAUUUUCAAAAUAUUCUGUAUUGAAAUAUUAAUUAUAACAUACAAUAUAAUAUAUUCCAAUAUAUUAGUUUGAUGAGCAUAUUUAUACAUGAUUUAAUCAGUUCGGUUUUUACCUAUAUAUAAAAUAUUUUUUUUUAUUAUUAUAUUGAACUUUUUUUUUUGAAUAUGUUCAUUAACAACUCAGUGAAUAUUUAGCCAAUAAAAAAUUGAUAUGUUUAUUUUUUUAAUAUUUCAUAGGUAUGACCUAAUUAUAUAUUGUGGAUAUAAAUCUCAUUUUAAUAUACGCAAAUUUCGAGUUAUUGUUGUAAAGUUACAAUUGUAUUACUAUAAUAACAUAUAAUUAACAUAUUUUAUAAAUAUUUAAAUUACGGUAAAAAUCAAGUAGUCAAUUUAAAGCACUGUAUUAAAUGUUUGGCUGAUCAAAUCAUGUUUAAUAUUGUUAUUUAUAUUUUUUUUAAGCAAUUAUGUAUUAAUAAAAUAAUUAUAUUUUGCAGUUCUUAAUGUUGUAACUCUGAGUAGUUUUUCAACACCUCAAUCACCAACGGUGCCUGUAAAUAUAAAUCGGCCUUUUGUAUUUUAUAUAAUUAACCGUUUAACCAAAACUGCACUAUUCAGUGGCCAAGUACAAAAUUUAAAUCCUUCUACUGAACAAAAUAAUUUGAUGAACCCACUGCAAGAAACUGUCUUUAGAAUACCAUUCGUUCAAACUAAUACAAUAAGUUCUCCGUCUAUUGCAUUGAAACAAACACAAGAGUAUCAACAACCAGUACCCACAGAUUCAAAAAGUGUUGUCUACCCAAUUAAUACAAUUCAAAAUAAUUAA
Messenger RNA from Cinara cedri, 11116 nucleotides. The record is from the annotation of a GenBank genome assembly. NCBI's taxonomy places the organism in Eukaryota, Metazoa, Arthropoda, Insecta, Hemiptera, Aphididae.